GACGUCAGGAUGGCUGUCGUCGUUUUGACGUGUAAACACUCAUUUCCAUUCCGGCACCGGAGGGUCUGGGAGCCACGCAGCCCCGGGCAGCCGCACCGAGCCGAGCCGCGCUGAGCUGUGCCGCGCCGCGCCUCGCCGCGCCAAGCCCAGCCGACACGAGCCGAGCCCAGCCGAGCCGGGCAGCGCUCGCCUAGCAACGCCGUCCCGCCGCCCCACAGCCAUGGACGGGCCCCGCCGAGCCGGCCGGUGCGCGGCCCUGGCGCUGCUGGCCGCCUGCUGCCUGGCCCGCGGCGGCGGCGCCGAGCGGCAGUUCCUCAACGAGUGGGCGGCCGAGGUCCCGGCGGGCCCCGACGCCGCGAGAGCCAUCGCCGAGGAGCUGGACUACGACCUCGUGGGGCAGAUUGGGUCGCUCAAAAAUCACUACCUGUUCAGACAUAAGAGCCACCCGCGGCGGUCCCGGAGAAGUGCCAUUCACAUCACCAAGAGGCUUUCUGAUGACGAGCGGGUGUCAUGGGCAGAGCAGCAGUAUGAAAAAAAGCGAACUAAGCGUGCUGCUGUGACAGACUCGGCAGAGAAUCUCUUCAAUGAUCCUAUGUGGAAUCAGCAGUGGUAUCUGCAAGAUACAAGAAUAACUCCAUCUCUUCCCAAACUGGAUCUCCACGUUAUUCCUGUGUGGCAAAAAGGGAUUACAGGCAGGGGUGUUGUCAUCACGGUAUUAGAUGAUGGCUUGGAGUGGAAUCACACUGACAUCUACGCCAACUAUGAUCCAAGGGCAAGUUAUGAUUUCAAUGACAACGACUACGAUCCAUUUCCUAGAUAUGACCCAACAAACGAAAACAAGCAUGGAACACGGUGUGCAGGAGAAAUUGCCAUGCAAGCCAACAAUAGAAAAUGUGGAGUUGGAGUAGCCUACAAUUCUAAAGUUGGAGGUAUACGCAUGCUGGAUGGAAUAGUCACUGAUGCUAUUGAAGCCAGUUCAAUUGGUUUCAAUCCGGAACACGUGGAUAUUUACAGUGCAAGCUGGGGCCCGAAUGACGACGGUAAAACUGUUGAGGGACCUGGGAGACUGGCACAGAAAGCUUUUGAGUAUGGGAUAAAACAGGGCCGAAAUGGAAAAGGCUCCAUUUUUGUGUGGGCUUCCGGGAACGGAGGUCGUCAGGGUGACAACUGUGACUGUGAUGGUUACACUGAUAGUAUCUACACUAUCUCCAUUAGCAGUGCUUCUCAGCAAGGCCUUUCUCCCUGGUAUGCAGAGAAGUGCUCUUCAACCCUGGCCACAGCAUACAGCAGUGGGGAUUAUACUGACCAAAGAAUAACAAGUGCUGAUCUUCACAAUGAAUGUACAGGGACUCACACUGGGACCUCUGCAUCUGCACCAUUGGCAGCAGGAAUUUUCGCUCUUGCUCUGGAAGCAAACCCAAAUUUGACAUGGAGGGAUAUGCAGCACUUGGUAGUGUGGACCUCAGAAUAUGAUCCAUUGGCUGGCAAUCCAGGAUGGAAGAAGAAUGGAGCAGGACUAAUGGUGAACAGCCGAUUUGGAUUUGGACUACUCAAUGCAAAUGCACUGGUGGAUUUAGCUGAUCCCAAAAGAUGGAAAGGUGUACCAGAAAAGAGAGAGUGUAUUGUCCAAGACAAAAGCUUUGAACCAAGGUUAUUAAGAGCAAAUGAAGAGGUCAUCAUUGAAAUUCCCACAAAAGCCUGCGAGGGUCAAGAGAACUCAAUUGCAUCUCUGGAGCAUGUGCAGCUUGAAGCAACAAUUGAAUAUUCCCGGAGAGGAGAUCUUCACGUCACUCUGGUGUCUCCGUCAGGGACCAGCACCGUCUUACUGGCUGAGAGAGAGCGAGAUAAAUCUCCCAAUGGCUUUAAGAACUGGGAUUUCAUGUCUGUGCACACAUGGGGAGAGAAUCCAACAGGCACCUGGGUGUUAAGAAUUACUGAUGUGUCCAAAAGAAUACAAAAUGAAGGAAGGAUUGUAAACUGGAAAUUGAUUUUGCAUGGCACUGAUAUCCAGCCUGAACAUAUGAAACAACCACGUGUAUACACAUCUUACAAUGCUGUGCAAAAUGACAGAAGAGGAGUGGAGAAGAUGACAGACCUUGUAGAGGACCAUACCACACAGGAGAACUUGAGUGAAAAAAACAAAGUAACACAAGAUAUCGGUAGCAGCAGAAAUGAAGCAGAAGAUAAGUUCCCAUCAGAGGCUAUGCUGCAUUUACUGCGAAGUGCUUUUAGCAGACAGAUGGCUCAGAAGCGACUGCCAAAGAAGACUGCAAGUGAGAAGUUAAGUAUUCCAUAUGAACACUUCUAUCAAGCCCUCGAAAAGCUAAACAAGCCCUCCCAGCUGAAAGACUCGGAAGAAAGUCUGUACAGUGACUAUGUUGAUCUUUUUUACAAUGCCAAACCAUACAAGCAUAGAGAUGACAGACUGCUGCAAGCCUUGGUUGAUAUUAUAAAUGAAGGAAACUAGACUAGGAUAUGAUGCUGAGUUGGAAAUAUUCAUUCUCCCACCCCACCUCCAGUCUUUUGGGUUUUUCUUCAGAACUCUACUGUAUGCUCUAGUUGUGUGAUUGCUGCUUUGAUUGCUUCAUAUUUAACACAAACAUCAAGGAAGGAAAAAACGAAUGUGGGAGGAUAAGGCAGUAAGCUGAUGCUUUUUAGUAAUAGCUUUUUUCAAAGACUUUCUUCAUUACCAUCAGAGUAGAUUUGCCCCCUCAGGCAUGAAAUGCAGCAGUAUUCCCUUGAAAAUACUAAUGCUCUAUUUUAAACAAUUUUCAUGUUACUUAUUCUUCCACCCUACUCCCUUAGCCUGCAGUAGGAUUCAAAACCUGAACUGCCAAGCAGUUUUGAACCCAACUGCUGAAGUUAUGGGGAGAUACUCUCAUCUCUGUAUUUGUAAUGAGUAGUGCAGUCUUUCUUACAUUUGGCAUUUAUUGUAGAUUUAACACAUGCAGCAAGUACCUCUUCCCUCAUAGUAUUUUUUUUUUUUCUUCUGAACAACAAUGCACUCUUACCCUUCUGUUCUCCUGUAAAGGAGCAGUUGGGAAACUGGAAUUGAAUUGGAGCAUCACUGAAGUUAUUAAUGGUUUAGACUAGUGACAGUCAUAUUCUAACAUAAAAGAGCUCCAAACAAUGCAUUCCAGACCAUGGGGAUUCUCACCACCUAACUUAAACUGCCUAAAUGAAGUGCCUGAAUUAUGAGCUUAGUUUUUCUAGGCUGUAUGUAGCUAAUGAAGACAGAUAGCACUUAAGAGCACUUGACUAGUUUUUGCACUGGUUCACAAUUACAUGAUGUGGAGUACCUAUCUAUUUUUUAUUGACUAUGUGGACUUGAAAGAACCAACCUCCUGCCUUUGGAGCCUCUAUCAAAUUUCUAAAGUUAAGUAAUAUAAAUGCCUCCUGAGAUGUCUACAUCCGCAGCAGCCAGGACAACAAUGCUGGGAUCGUUUUGUCCCAUCCUUAACCUGUGACCAUAGUGGUAUAGAAAGGAAAACUGUACCAUCAAAGUCCAUUUUAAAAGUGCAUCUUCAAGUGACUGGUGAAUUAUAACAGAUAUCCCAAAUACCUAGGAAGUUAAGGCAAAAUGAAUGGAGGGAGGUGUAAUUUAAAUAAAAUACCCAGAAGAAGAGAGUCAUAAAUAGAGGGAAGGGCAGAAUGGGAUGUCGAGGAGGGAGAGAAAAGGAAGAAGAAUGAGCAGGAGUGGGGAACAAAGUAGUGUCAGCAGCAAGGACAGGCUGCUGCCUACCUGCAGCAGUGAUAAGAAAAUAAAAAUGAAAAGAUAAUAAAGGAAAAUACAUAAUUGUGAGGCUCCUUUGGAGUUUAAUUACGAGUAAUGAAGGGAGAAGUAGAUUGGUCAGAAAGAUCUAUCACCCUAUCCAAAGUGGAAAAAAUUAUAUGUGCUAUCAUAUACUGUAGAGUGGUAUGAAUGGCAGCAUAUUAGACAAGUAGUUUUCCACAUAUACUUCUUUAAAAUCAGAAUAAAGAUUGAAAUAAUAUUUUGCUGUUCAUAAUUAAUAACAAACAAACAAACAAAAAAAGCCCCACCAACAAACAAUGCAGUGCUGGAUGCUCAAAAAUUGUGUAGGAUCUACUGCAAGGAAAUGAAAGCUCCUAGUGUCUCAUUACAGUGCUAAAGAUAAUCCAAACAAGUGCUGACUAGGUUUUACUUUUUUCUCUCUGUCAUCUGCUGUAGAAACGUAGACUGGAAAUAUUUUCCAAAUAUUCUAGAAAAAUGUGUUCCUCCUUCACUGUCUAUUUCUUAAAAUGAUCCAAGUGUCUCUGAAAGAGGAGUUUAACAUUGUGUUCAUAUUUCAUCUGUUUGGAUAGAGAUUUUUCAAAUUUCACACUAAAUUCCGUAAUCACUGCUUAAAGGUAACUCUGAGAAUUAUCUCAUUGAACUUAAGAUUUAAAAACCUUUGCUCUGAUUUUAGUGGUUUCAGGUCUACCUGUGGCUCAGUCUGUGUUUUUUGCUAGCUUUAGAUAGGUGUAGCUUAGUUGAUUUGAAGAAUUCUUCCAUAUUUCUAUCCAUACUUCAGAGAUAACAACCACAAGAGGAAAUGUCUCUUACACUUAGAUUGCUUACUCUCUACUAAGACAUUUGAAUAGAAUCAGAAGUGAAAAAAAGCUGAUUGUUUGCAAGAAGAGAGCUUUUUUAUGUUGUCCCCUUAACACCCAAGCUUUCUGGUGAUACAUAACUACUGAACAAGCAGAAUGUUAAAAUUUCUAAUUGCUGCUACUGGAGGAGUUAGUGAGAGCACUAACUUACAUCUACUAAUAUUUAAUUGUCAGAAUUGGGAGUGUAAUGUCUACAAUUAUAAUCCUAAUUGGUGAUAAUGGACCACUGUUGGCCCCGUGCAGAGGCUGUCAGAUAACAGUGAUUUUAGCCAGUCGUCAAUCAAGUACGUUACAGUGAGGAAAGUACUACAAACACUCAAAUCAGCUCUUCAAAAAAAAAAAAUGUUUUCAGAUUUAAACGGGUGGAAAACAUAGGACUCUCCUUUGUUUUGAGAUGAAUUCCUAUGUUGUAGCCAAAGUUUCAUCAGAGGACAACUUUGAAGUCUCUCUUUUGAAUGUUUCCAACCCAGAGUAGGUUGUACAGGAGUAAACUAUUUUUAUUGUUAGUCUUUCCUUGGUGCCUGUGUGGGUUUUGUGAAAAAUGUUGAAGGAAAAAAAUGCUUUCUCUCAGAAUUUUAAAUUAUAUUUUCUUUACAGGCAUUUAUAUUGUAGCAAAGAUUUUAUUGAACAGACAGAAUUUUAAAAGGUAUAAUAAAUUAUAUUGAAGAACCAGACUUUUCUCGGGGAAGAGACAAUUUCAUCCAAUAAAGGUAUUUUUUAAAAGGCAUGUUCCAACAGCAACUGCAAUAUGUAUGUGAUGUGAUGUUAAAAGUUGUCUAAUAGUAGCAUAAUACAGUGUGUUAGCAGA
This is a messenger RNA of Gallus gallus (chicken), 5419 nucleotides long. RefSeq names its product proprotein convertase subtilisin/kexin type 1 (gene PCSK1). Lineage: Eukaryota; Metazoa; Chordata; Aves; Galliformes; Phasianidae. Gene Ontology annotation, biological process: protein processing. The record is from RefSeq and is a predicted model, not a curated record. Gene Ontology annotation, molecular function: serine-type endopeptidase activity. The transcript has 14 exons. Gene Ontology annotation, cellular component: Golgi membrane; trans-Golgi network. Bases 221 to 2467 code for a protein of 748 amino acids.